AUGUCGAAGAUAGAGCGAAGUGGAGGAGAAAGACGAGGAAGACUGACAGCAUCAUCAUAUCAAACUAACAGCCAAGGACAGAGAGAGAGCCGUUCAACGUGUGGCGGAAGCGGCGGCUCGGAGGGCUCGGAGGGGCGUGCGUCUUGGCGCGUCACGCUGGACCACGACCUCGUGGAGACCCUCAGCGCCAUAUACCCCGAGUGGUUCAAGCCACAGCACCGCCGGGAGCGCAGCCGCGCGGCCUCGCCCGUCUCGCCUGCAUCACCGCCGCGCACUCCCGCCACACCGCCCUCAGACGACACUUUCAGUAGUUCUGGUGCGGAGGAGAUGGCUGGGCGGCAGGCGAGCUGCAGCGGCGCUAGCGAGCCGCCGAGCUCGCCGCGCGUGUCCCCGCCCAAAGUGGUCGUCGACGACAGCCCUCUGCAACCAGCCAUGGGAAAACAUAAAGAAUCUUUAAAAGUGAAGCUGAUGAUGAGGCGGCCAAUCAACCAGCUUGUGGCUCAAGGAAUCAUGCCGCCUUUGAAAACACCACCAGCGUAUUUCGAGCAAUGCAAGCAAUUAGAGAGAGCGAAAACUGGAGACUUAUUAAAAGCAAAAAUACAGCGGCGUCCGGACCGACAGGAACUCGAACGAAGACACAUAUUGGAACAAGAGAGCCAUGUCGAUCCCAGUCUAGCCGAAAAACAACGCAUGCUAAAAAAAGCACGUUUAGCGGAUCAGCUCAACGACCAACUGUCACAUCGUCCUGGUCCGCUCGAGUUAAUAAAGAAAAACAUACUACACACAGAGGAGACUAUAGAGACAGCAGUAAAGAGUGGCACUCUCGCGUUUAAAGCGACCAGCGAAGGUGCGUCGGGCCGACCUCAACAUCCGUCUUCGUAUUGCGGGCCGCCUGAGGAGGUCUCUCCCUCACCGUCGCCACCGUCCACACUCUCUCCCGUCAGCGUCGCCUCGCCGCCCCAGCAUCCGGCUCCUGGCAAAGAUAAGAAUAGGAAAAAGAGUAAACAAAAGCAGCAACCUAAAGCGAGGUUCAAGUUCCACGAAUACAAAGGGCCUCCGAAUGCAGCGAAAGCGUCGUCACCCCCGGGCUCCGUGGAGACUCCGUACGAGCUGCUGCUGCAGCAGCAACAGUUGCUGUUGCAGCUCAUGUUGCCCGCGUCGCCCGCGCCCUCGUCCGCCGCGUCCGUGGCCUCCGACUCCUCGGACGCGUACCCCGCGCACCCCGCGCCGCCCCCGCCCCCGCCCCUGCCCGUGCCCGCCGGCGUCACGCUCGUUGCGCCCGCGCGCUUCGAAGAUAUGAAAGUGUCCGACUUGCGCGCCGAGUGCAAGCGACGUAACCUUCGGGUAUCGGGGCCCAAACCACAGCUGAUCGACCGACUGCGGCCCUUCCUACUCGAGAAACAAGAAGAACCGCCGAAGUCACCGGCGUCGGUAGCCUCUUUCGUAUCGAUCGCAUCUCCAGAAGUGAAAUUGGAGCCCGAGCCCCCGGAAGAUAUCGUUCAAUCGCAGCGGAGACAGAUAGAAGAGCUCGAGAGAAAACUGGAAGCGUCGCGUCAGCAGCUGGAGGCGGUGCGGCGCGAGGCGGCGGGCGCGGCCGCCAGCGACCAGAGCCGCCGUCUGCUGCAGGCGCAUCUUUGUGUGUCGCAGCUGCGCGCGCAGCUCGACGCGCUGCAGCAGCCGGCCGCGCCCGCGCCCGCGCCGCGCCUCGUGCUGGCCGCGUCCGAUGCCGCGCCCGACCGCCUCGUGCGGCUCUUCACCGUCACGCCGCCCGCGCCGUCCGACGCCUCGCACGACUCCACCCCGCAGAAGCCCGCUAACCCGGCCUACAUACUCAAUGGCGUGAAGGUGGUCCCUAUCGCCAUCCUGCCCACCCACUAUGAGCCGGAGCGUGCGGCGCCGCCCCCUCCCCCGCCGCCGCCUCCGCCGCCUCCGAUGCCGCAGGUUCCAUUGGGUGCCGACGUACACGAUGCUGAGAAUAGUCAAAUAAUGGAUGACGUGCUUGAGAUCCUCGUGGAAAAUGGUGAGUUACCGCCUUCAGCCGUUGUCGAUGCGACAGUCGCUCCAUCAUUAGAUACGAGCUACGUUUCUAACGGGACGAAUGGCUUUGCACCAACGGACAUCUUGACAGACGAUGUACUCAAUGAUAAUCAUGUUCGAGAUUCACUCGCCGCAGAUGAGCUACAAAGGGAACUUGAUGAUAUACAAAAUGAAAUUAUGAGUCAUGCGGACUUGCAAGCUGUUAACGCGAAUAAUCGGUGCCAUGUGGAUCCCUCAACGUCGGACAUCGAUACAGAUAUAACAGUUGACUUGUUGUCCAAUGGGGAAUUCCACACAGACUUUGGGUCUGAUCCAAAUUCAGUCGACAACGACGAUUUCUUCGGUAGUCUACUGUCCGGUGAUGGCGGAGACCGAUUAGAUGAUAAAUCGCAGGCGAUGGAUAUCGGUGAGGACGUACCGGAUAGAAUGAGCAUGACUCCACUAACAAACGGAGACAUAUUAGAUCACACACGAACUGGGUUCGAAUACAUGGACGAUCUAUCGUUGCCAUCGUUCCAGAACGAAGAAUCCCGUCACGACACGUUCGACGAGCGGCCGUGCGAGAUCGACCUGAAGGAGUUCGGGAUCGACACGGGCUCGCACAUGCACGUGGACGGGGACGCGUACGAGUACAUGGACACGGAGCUCAUCCCCAACAUGUUCGGUCGCGGCCACGUGGCGCCGUGCGACCCACUGCUGGGCGGCGCGGGCCCGGGCCCGCUGGCGCCGCGCCCCGCCCGCAAGCACUACUCGUGGGACCGCAUCGAGUACGACGCCACCUGA
Spodoptera littoralis (African cotton leafworm) is the source of this 2820-nucleotide messenger RNA. NCBI's taxonomy places the organism in Eukaryota, Metazoa, Arthropoda, Insecta, Lepidoptera, Noctuidae. The record is from the annotation of a GenBank genome assembly.